UAGAAAAAGUGUUUUGAAAAAAUACUAUUAGAAGAAUGAUUUACUUUUCUUUUUUUUCACAAAUGUAACAUUAUAUUAAACAUUCGAUACAAUACAUAGCCAAAAUAAAGGCCUUUUAAGAGAUUACAGAAAGUUGAGGCCCUACCUAGAGCCUACCAUAGUAACAAUGCCGACUGAAGAAGAAAUAUCAACUUUUGACCCAAUCUGAAACCACGUGUCAUCAAGAGGAUAUAACCUCAACACGUAUUAGACAAGUAAUCGGAAGAUUUCCGAUAACAACUUUUGCCGUUGAGCACCGAUCACGGUGAGAGAAUCAGCGUCGAUAACAAUCGAAUUGUGAUUCUUUUGGUAAUCAUCGAAGUUAAACCAUCGAAGCUCCAAUAUAAUUUAACAGCAUAAGAAUAUCCGAAUAAGCGUCGGAAAAUUCUUCGUUUCUUCAACCAAGGACGCCAUCUCUUAAUAAUUCUUGUAACUCUAAAACCUCAAACCUAAAGAUUCAUCACCAACUCAUAUCUAAAGCAUUUAUUAAAAAAAACUAUAAGAAACUAAAAACAAGAGAAACAACGUUUAGAACUCAGUCUUAAACUGAUUUGCGGUGGAAGAAAAACAGCAAACCGGCCAAAAACUCAUGUGGGAGCAGAAUUUGCCGGGCGAAAGCCAACCAUCUCCGCUAACAGAACCGGAAGAUGUCGGAAGAGAAACCGACCAACCAUCCAUGGAUGUCGGGCUAAAGCCAAUUGAAACCAUUUGGACGGCCUUGCCGAAAAACUCCGGACGACGGAGAAAGGGACAUGAGAGCAAUCGACUUUCUCUCUGGAAAAUAUGAAGAGAUAAGAGAGAUAACCGUGGCUUCUGAAAUCGCCCUUUCUGGGCAAGAGAGAGAACGGAGCUUUUUGGCUAUGAAUGAUUUACUUUUAGAAUGUAAUCCGAGAAAAAAAAUAAUAAUCAAAUUUUCAUUAAGAGUACAAUUAAAUUUGAAAACAAUAAAAAAAUGAUUCUUAAUAAUAUAGGAUAAGCAAAAGUAAAUCCCUAAACUAAACUUGAAGAAGAAGAGUAAAAGAAGAAACCUGGGAAGAAGUGAGAAACUCAUCUGAUCGCCAUGAGUGAAGAAACUCCGAAGCUUUUCACCAAUAAACCCAAGAAGAAGGCCAUUAUCGCUCAGCUUAAGCACGUUGAAGCCAAUUUCAACAAUCCCACCGUUCCUCCAUCAUCUAAACCGUCUCCAGCUGCAGCAGCGGCGGCUUCGUAUACGAUGGGUGGUGGUUCUGUUCCUCCUCCGCCUCCUCCUAAGGAAUCAUUCGCUCGUAGGUACAAAUAUGUCUGGCCGCUUCUCCUUACCGUCAAUCUCGCCGUCGGAGGUUAUCUGUUCUUUAGAACUAAGAAAAAGGACCUAGAUCCUGUAGUUGAAGAGACGGCUGCUAAAUCGAGUUCAGUUGCAGCUCCUGUUACUGUGGAAAAAACUUUGUCUUCCACAGUGGUUGCAGAGCCAGUGGUGAUCAAGGCACGUGAGCCAAUUCCGGAGAAACAACAACGUGAGCUCUUCAAAUGGAUGUUGGAGGAGAAAAGGAAAGUAAAUCCGAAAAACGCAGAAGAGAAGAAACGGAAUGACGAAGAGAAAGCGAUUCUCAAACAGUUCAUCGGCUCCAAAACCAUUCCUACUUUCUGAUUCAUUAAAGUGCAGAUUCUGUUGAUUUUUAGUUUGGUUUCACUUCUUACUUUGUGGAUAUCACAUGUUUUGCUUUUGGAAAAAUUGUUCGUUUCAUUGUUGAAACCAGUCACUUUGGUAUCUUCAGUUCCAACAUUGAUCCAUUGUCCGGUCUUGUGUUUCUGUGUCAUUGUGAAACGUUGAAUGCUAGAGAAAAAGGUUCGACUU
Messenger RNA from Arabidopsis thaliana (thale cress), 1873 nucleotides. RefSeq names its product WAS/WASL-interacting family protein. Lineage: Eukaryota; Viridiplantae; Streptophyta; Magnoliopsida; Brassicales; Brassicaceae. Bases 1100 to 1666 code for a protein of 188 amino acids. The transcript has 3 exons. The record is from RefSeq and is marked reviewed.